This is a messenger RNA of Lingula anatina, 1095 nucleotides long. RefSeq names its product dCTP pyrophosphatase 1. Lineage: Eukaryota; Metazoa; Brachiopoda; Lingulata; Lingulida; Lingulidae. Gene Ontology annotation, cellular component: cytosol. Gene Ontology annotation, molecular function: dCTP diphosphatase activity. Gene Ontology annotation, biological process: dCTP catabolic process; DNA protection. The record is from RefSeq and is a predicted model, not a curated record.
UAUCUGCAAAACGAGACUGAACGGAAGUCAACACACUGGUCGCGGGAGAUUUUUACAUGAUACGAUGAAUUCGCCUGACGCUAAAAAACAGAAAUUGCAGUGCGGAGACGGAUCUGAUGGUCAGAUUAACGUUGCCGACACAGGAGAAUUUAGUUUUAGUGACAAACCAACAUUAGAUGACAUACGAAAGGUACAGCACGAGUUUUGUAAAGAAAGGAACUGGGACCAAUUUCACACCCCAAGAAAUAUACUUUUGGCCAUGGUAGGAGAAGUAGGGGAAGUGUCAGAGUUAUUUCAGUGGAGAGGUGAAGUAAAAGAAGGAUUGCCAGAUUGGUCAGAAAAAGACAAAAAACAUCUAGCACAGGAGCUCAGUGAUGUGUUGAUUUACCUUGUUCGAUUAAGUGAAAGGUGCCACAUUGACUUGCCAGCUGCAGCAUUGGAAAAAAUAGAAAUGAACAAAAAGAAGUACCCUGCACAUGUAGUGUAUGGUUCCAGUAAAAAAUACUCGGAAUAUGAUCUCAAGGAAUAACACAGCCCAUAAGUGUAGAUGCACUCUUUACAUUUUAAUUGACUUUUUGAACUAAUUUGUAGCUUACGUUGUAAUGUUUUAAAUGUAGAAUAGAAAAAACUUUUGUAUGUUUUCAGUUAUGCUUAGUGUUGUGAACAAAUUUAUGGUUUGGGUGGAUAGUUACAGAUCACUCCUUGGAUUUUAAUUAGAUUUUUUUAAUAACAUGUAAUAAAAAAUGAACAGAGGUCCUAUCAAAUUAAGAUAUAAUUUUCAUAAAGUGUGAUAUCUCUGUACUAGUACAUGUAACUAAAAAAUGAGGGUAAUGUUGAAAAGGAAAGUGUCUGGAGAUUUCAACUUUGCUUGACCCAUUUUCAAGGUCAAAUGGGAGAUAAAAAGUUUAAAUGAAAAAUUUUUAUGUACACUCUGACCUGAAACCCUGUUUUGGUGACAUCUUUUGGAUGUCCACACUGACAUGGAUACGUGAUUAAAAAUUGCUGGUGAUCACGUAGUUUAGUGUUAUGUAAUAUUAUUUUGUGCACCUUUUUAUUUUGUACAUUUGGCAGCUUUACUGCCUUGUUUUGACUACA